CUCGCUUCCAUCUCCUUCCAUUGCUGGACACACACACGCUAACUAGUCUGCACUCUGCAGCAGCAUCAGCAGCUUGUGUUGUUGGCACCACCGUCGUCACCAUGCCUGGGCUAACCAUCGGCGACACCAUCCCCGACCUGGAGCUCGACUCCACCCACGGCAAGAUCCGCAUCCACGACUUCCUCGCCGGCCCCGCCGACUACGUCGUCAUCUUCUCCCACCCCGGUGACUUCACCCCGGUCUGCACGACGGAGCUGGCGGCGAUGGCCGGCUACGCCAAGGAGUUCGAGAAGAGAGGGGUGAAGCUGCUCGGCAUCUCCUGCGACGACGUGCAGUCGCACAAGGACUGGAUCAAAGACAUCGAGGCCUACAAGCCUGGGAACCGCGUGACUUACCCGAUCAUGGCCGACCCGAACCGUGAAGCCAUCAAGAAGCUCAACAUGGUCGACCCGGACGAGAAGGAUUCCAGCGGUCACCUCCCAUCUCGCGCCCUCCACAUCGUCGGGCCUGACAAGAAGGUGAAGCUGAGCUUCCUGUACCCGGCGUGCGCCGGGCGGAACAUGGAGGAGGUGCUGCGGGCGGUGGACGCGGUGCAGACGGCGGCGAAGCACGCGGUGGCGACGCCGGCGAACUGGAAGCCCGGGGAGUGCGUCGUCAUCCCGCCGGGCGUCUCCGACGAGGAGGCGAGGAGCAAGUUCCCCCAGGGCUUCGACACCGCCGACCUGCCCUCCGGCAAGGGCUACCUCCGCUUCACCAAGGUCGACUAGCUAGCUAGGCCAAAGGAGCGCAGCUGCUGUGCUGCUAAUGCGUCCGUCGCUCUGUGCUCCCUGUGUAGUUGAGUGUGUCGGUGAUGUCACUGAAGUUUAGGACAGUACGUGCUGCGGUCUGAACCUUUCAGACUCUUGUCUGUAUGGUACUCUCGUAUGAAUACAGUGUGUUGGUUGGCAGGUACUGCAUAAUACCAGUAUGUUGUGUGCAA
Oryza brachyantha (malo sina) is the source of this 979-nucleotide messenger RNA. RefSeq names its product 1-Cys peroxiredoxin A. Gene Ontology annotation, molecular function: peroxiredoxin activity. The transcript is spliced from 4 exons. Gene Ontology annotation, cellular component: mitochondrion; cytosol. The record is from RefSeq and is a predicted model, not a curated record. Gene Ontology annotation, biological process: cell redox homeostasis; cellular oxidant detoxification. The coding region runs from base 102 to 767 and encodes 221 amino acids. Lineage: Eukaryota; Viridiplantae; Streptophyta; Magnoliopsida; Poales; Poaceae.